This is a messenger RNA of Linum tenue, 2372 nucleotides long. The record is from the annotation of a GenBank genome assembly. NCBI's taxonomy places the organism in Eukaryota, Viridiplantae, Streptophyta, Magnoliopsida, Malpighiales, Linaceae.
CUUUGGGCCGGAUACCCGAACUUCAGUACCAUCGUUUACCCUGCUCUGUUCCUUUCCGUCCGUUUAAUGGAGAGGAAGUAGGAACUGUGGAGACUGGAGAGACGAGACAACAGAACUACCGGCUGGAACACGCUCUGGAGAGGUCUGCUCUGUCGCCGUUCCCGCCGCCGCCAUGGCCCUCCACAAGAACAAAAUGUUCGGUCUGAGACUCCUGACUCGCUUCCUCAGUUCUCCGGGCCAGAAAGGCUUCCAGCACACGAACCCUCGGACACUCGAGACCCUCGCUUUCGAAGAGGUGCGAUCAUCUUCCACAGACAAACCCCACACUUACACGGCUUUCGUUCUCCAUGGGCUCUUGGGAUCCAGACGCAACUGGCGCGCCUUCUCCCGCAACAUCGCUUCCUUCCUCUCCAAAUCCUCCCCUCCUUCUGAGUGGAGGAUGGUGCUUGUGGAUCUGAGGAACCAUGGGAAGUCUGCGGAGGUUGAAGGACUGGACCCACCUCACAACAUGUUCACUGCAGCGAAGGAUUUGGCGAAUUUGGUUAAAGCUCAAGGUUGGGAUUGGCCUGAUGUUGUUAUGGGACACUCGAUGGGAGGUAAAGUGGCGCUGCAAUUUGCCGAGAGUUGUGCUCGUGGUGAUUAUGGGGAUUCUGCUACGUUGCCAAAGCAGGUACCCUUUCCUCUGUUCAACCUUAAUUGACCUUAUGUUAUGGCCUGAGGUAAUGAAUUUAGUUAGGUGCCUUUCACCUGAGAUUAUGCAUAUGAAUGCUUGUUAGGUCCUUGUGUCCAUCAUUGGGUGGUGGCAAUCUGGUUUUUGCAACAAGGCAUUGUUCUUGUGAGUUGUGUCUUAAAAUUUCCGAAGGAUAUGGUUGAUUUUUACCACAAGAUAAGAUCAAAGACCUUCUGAAAAGCACUCAUUUCCAUUACAAGAUCUCCAUUGCCUGUUGUGUUGACAGAAUCGAAUUAAGACACACAUCAUAUUUUGUCUGUUAAUGCAAAAGUUGGGUUUUCACAAAUGAUUUUGCGGGUAAAGGGUUGUUUAGGUGAGGCCGGUAUAUGUUAGAGGAUCCAUGACAAAUCCACAAUAGUCUUUGGGAUCUUACUGUGUGCACUUCAUGAUCUCUUUGGGGGACGAUUUUUUCGCUAGGGGUUUCAGUUCUAAGGGUUUGAUGAUCCUUUUUAGAUUUGAAGACAAUAGUUGAUUCUUUGUUUGACCUUCUUGAGAGUGCUUUUUAUAUUGUUCAGUUUCGGGAGUUUUUAAGUAUUUUGUGCUCUUAGUAAUGAGUGUCCAGAGGGUUUGUCAUAUGCUUUGUUACAUACCAAGAGAAUACUGAUAAGAGAGGGCUUGUCUCUGAUUGGCGGUUGAUAAUAUCGAUAUUUAAUUUGCAUGGAAAGAAAUUCUUCUGCUGUUAUCAUUUGUUUAUCUGAUGCAGAACAGCUGUGGGUGCUGGAUUCUGUCCCUGGAAAGGUGAGUACAGAUAACAGUGAUGGAGAAGUAGAAAAAGUCUUGAAGACUUUGCAGAGUUUACCUUCAUCAAUUCCAUCAAGAAGCUGGCUUGUAAACCACAUGGUUGAGCUUGGUUUCUCAAAGUCACUAUCGGAAUGGAUAGGCACAAACAUAAAGAAAUCAGGGGAACUGGAGACAUGGGCUUUCAAUCUUGACGGAGUAAUCCAAAUGUUCGGUUCUUACAGGGAUACUUCAUAUUGGUCUUUGUUGGAACAUCCACCGAAAGGGAUGGAGAUAGGACUUGUAGUUGCAGAGAACAGUGACCGUUGGGAGCCGGAUGUGCUCCACCGAAUAGAAAGCCUUGCCGCAAGGGAAAGUGAUGAAUCGCAAGGAGCAUUUUCACUUCAUGUUCUUCCCCAUUCAGGGCAUUGGGUUCACGUGGACAACCCAAAGGGACUGCUUGAUAUAGUGGCACCAAGGAUUGCUUCCAUCUCAGCGUAAAUAAAGCAAGGAGGUGUCUGUUUCUGGUAAAAAUCAAGAGUUGUGUAUCUAGGGUCUGGAUUGAGAAGAUACUUUGGACAUGUCUUUUUGAUUGAACUUUUUUUGGGGGGAAGUUUAUUUCUUUGGUUGUGGGCUUGUGGUGUGGCCUCAGGUAGCCUUCCGGUUCAGAAGAAAAUAUAUGGCUUUGUUAAUCUUGUUUCCUUUGGAUUAAUACCUUAUUUUAUAUAAUCAACUUUGGCUCUGGUUUCAGAAAUUAAUUUACUGGUUUCAACUAUGUAACAUAUAGACUCAAUUGGCCCGACACAUGGUUUGACCGUUAAUUUGGACGGUCAACACCAUUGACCUUUAGUUAAGAUGUCAUUUCAUUGCCUCGUCAGCCUAAAAAUCAUUAAAAAAUUUAAAUGCAAAUUAUUUUUCUAAUUCC